Molecule: messenger RNA, 1479 nt
Organism: Cuscuta epithymum
Lineage: Eukaryota; Viridiplantae; Streptophyta; Magnoliopsida; Solanales; Convolvulaceae
Source: the annotation of a GenBank genome assembly
CUCUUAUGGAGAAGUUAAGAUUAUUUUAUAUUGCCCUUUUCACACAUUUUCAGUUCGCCAUACCGCAAGAACCUCCUCUAGCACCGGCCUUGUACGUCUUCGGAGAUUCAUUGCUCGACAACGGAAACAACAAUCUUCUCCCGACAUUUGCUAAAUCAAACUACUUUCCUUAUGGAGCCGAUUUUGCGGCUGGAGCCACUGGAAGAUUCACAAAUGGGAAAACAGUGGCUGAUUUCAUUGCUGAGUUUCUUGGUUUGCCAUUUCCUCCUCCUUACUUGAGUUUGCAAAGAUCAGUGCACAUCACAGAGAUGAACUAUGCAUCUGGAUCGUGCGGUAUUUUGCGCGAAACUGGCAAUGAUUUUGUAUCCAAACUUAUUAGUGAGCUAGCAGCAGUUGCAGCUGCAGAGAAAGGAAUACUCCUUAAAGAAGCUAUGGAGGAUACGAUAUGUGCCUACUCACGGGUAGUUGCCCGAUUCCCAGCAUCAGUCAAGGAGUUACAAAUUCCAAUGGAGGAAUGGCCGGUUCUAUUCGCUCUCACAGAAAGCACUUGCAGCCGGAAAGUCUGGGAAAAAGUUUGAGUAUAUCAGAACAAGUUGACAUGUUCAACCAAAGAAUGGGGAUGCAACUAUCAAGAUACUACAAGAGCACAAAGGAGCUUUCAGAUUACUUGUCAAACUCCAUUUUCCUCAUUGCUAUAGGGAGUAACGACUACAUUAACAACUACCUUCUUUCUAGCAUUUAUGAUACCAGUAGAAGUCACACUCCUCGAAACUUCGCUGAACUUCUUGUCAAUACACUCUCAAUUCAAUUCCAGAAGCUAUAUGGAUUAGGAGCAAGAAAAAUUGUGGUAUUUGAGAUUGGGCCAAUUGGUUGCCUUCCCUUGUUCAAGCGCCGAAAUGAGGGAUGUGGUGAUGAGUACAACCAGCUUGUAGUGAUGUUUAACGAGCAGCUUGAAGCCAUGUUGAAAAACUUGAGCACAACUCUCCAAGAUUCCCAAUUUAUACUCGGUCGUGCUCACUGGCUUGGCUAUGACGCCAUCAAAACUCCUUCUACAUACGGUUUGAUAGAUCCAAGUAAUCCUUGUUGCACAACAUGGAGGCAGGGGGCUUCAGGAUGCAUACCAGAAAUGAAGCCGUGUCCUGAUGUCGACAAACACUAUUUCUGGGAUGCCUAUCAUCCCACAGAAGCUUUUUAUAGGACCUUUGCGACGAUGUGUAUCAAUGGUACAUCUGUUUGCCUUCCAAAGAACAUAAAUGAUCUUGUUCGUGCCUGAAACUCACUCUCGUGGAAUCUUUUUCGAUCAAAAGACCAAAAGUUUUUGCAUGUAUAGUAUAAAUGUGAAUGUCUUUUUAUAUAUCUAUAUAUAGGAGUAUACAUAUUGGUUGAAUCAAUGAGUUGAAUUUGCUUCCCUUUUAUUUCCAUUCUCAGAGAUCUGUGGACCAUUCAUCUUUUACCUCCUCCCGGAUGAGUGACAAUGCU